AUGUCCGAACCCAUCCCGAUUCAUGAAGACCGUGACUCUGGACACAUAUGGCGUUCUCAAAUCGGUUACCUUCUCAACUGUUGCAUGAUUUGUCAUGCAAAUUUACCAUGAGCCGCCAGACGAUCAAGCUGAUGAAGCUCCGGCGCGUGGCAAAAAAUUCCCGAAGGGCUAAACAAUUUGCCUAAAUUAUCAGUGCCAAAUUUAUUGUGAUGCGAGAGUUGCAACAGCUUGUUCCUUUCACUAUUGCGGUUCUUGCAUCACAAGUCCAUGUAGCAGCUGAGAAUGUACUAACAGUUGAGAACGCCAUAAGACAGGCAAAGUGGUGGCGUACCCGGAGGACGUGUAAAAUUUUAUUUCAAUAUCACACUGCAAGUCAAAUCACACUGAAACGACUUCACUACAUCACAUUUUUACACAACUGAUCAUAAUCCCCGCGAAAAAUCGUUAUCCGCAUCUACUUUUGUUCAUGUUCCAUGAAGAAUUGCGUCUCUGUGUCAACAAAAAAAGCAGAGCCAGAGGCUUCGCAGCAUAUGUAUUAGUUUUGCAGUUUUAAUCUGCUUGUGUGCUGUGACUUGUAGACGUAUAGGC
Amoebophrya sp. A120 is the source of this 588-nucleotide messenger RNA. NCBI's taxonomy places the organism in Eukaryota, Dinophyceae, Syndiniales, Amoebophryaceae. The record is from the annotation of a GenBank genome assembly.